CUGGUCCCCUGAGUGAGGCCAGCUUGGAGGAAUUUCCCAAAGCCUAUUAGAGCAACGGCCGCCUCCUGCCUGCCUCCUUGGGCUGGGCAGGGCUGAGGGCGGAGGGAGAGAGGGAGGGGGGCAGAGGAGGAAGGAAAAAGUUGGCAGGCCGACAGCAGAGCCGAGUCUGCAUCCAUCCAGAGGAGGCCCGUGUGGUGUGGGGCGGGCCAGGAGUGAAGAGAGGCCUUCCUCCCUUUGUGCUCCCCCCGCCCCCCUGCCCCUAUAAAUAGGCCCAGCCCAGGCUGUGGCUCAGCUCUCAGAGGGAGUUGAGCACCCGGCAGCGGUCUCAGGGCAAGCCCCCUGCCAGCAUGGCCAGUGAGUUCAAGAAGAAGCUCUUCUGGAGGGCAGUGGUGGCCGAGUUCCUGGCCAUGACCCUCUUUAUCUUCAUCAGUAUCGGUUCUGCCCUGGGCUUCAAAUACCCAGUGGGGAACAACCAGACGGCAGUCCAGGACAAUGUGAAGGUGUCGCUGGCCUUCGGACUGAGCAUUGCCACGUUGGCGCAGAGCGUGGGCCACAUCAGCGGUGCCCACCUCAACCCAGCCGUCACGCUGGGGCUGCUGCUCAGCUGCCAGAUCAGCAUUCUCCGUGCCCUCAUGUACAUCAUUGCCCAAUGUGUGGGGGCCAUCGUCGCCACCGCCAUCCUCUCCGGCAUCACCUCCUCCCUGCCUGGGAACUCGCUUGGCCGCAAUGACCUGGCUGAUGGCGUGAACUCGGGCCAGGGCCUGGGCAUCGAGAUCAUCGGGACCCUGCAGCUGGUGCUGUGCGUCCUGGCCACUACCGACCGGAGACGCCGUGACCUUGGUGGCUCAGCCCCCCUCGCCAUCGGCCUCUCUGUAGCCCUCGGACACCUCCUGGCUAUUGACUACACCGGCUGUGGGAUUAACCCUGCGCGGUCCUUCGGCUCUGCGGUGAUCACACACAACUUCAGCAACCACUGGAUUUUCUGGGUGGGGCCGUUCAUUGGGGGAGCCCUGGCUGUCCUCAUCUACGACUUCAUCCUGGCCCCGCGCAGCAGUGACCUCACAGACCGCGUGAAGGUGUGGACCAGCGGCCAGGUGGAGGAGUACGACCUGGAUGCCGACGACAUCAACUCCAGGGUGGAGAUGAAGCCCAAAUAGAAGGGGUCUACCCCGGGCAUCCACGUAGAGGGCAGGGGCAGGGGCGGGCGGAGGGAGGGGAGGGGUGAAAUCCAUAUUGUAGACACUCUGACAAGCUGGCCAAACUCACUUCCCCGAGAUCUGCCAGACCUGCACGGUCAAGCCUCAUUUGGGGGUGUUUCUAUCACUUUCUUUCUCUUUCUGUUUUCUGGCCUCAGAGCUUCCUGGGGACCAAGAUUUACCAAUUCACCCACUCCCCUGAAAUCGUGGAGAAGGUGAAAGAGAGGGACCCACCUGCUAGUCACCUCUCAGAGUGGGAUGGGAGGUGUGCCAGAAAGUCCCCCCCUCGUUCCAAAGUUGCUCAUCGACCCACCUGCGUAGGUGCCUGGGAUUCUACUGUAAUUGCUUAGUGUGUUUGGGCACGGCCCUCCUCCUCCUAACCUGCACCUUGCUCCCAAUGGUGCUUGGAGGGGGAAGAGAUCCCAGGAGGUGCAGGGGAGGGGCAAGCUUUGUUCCUUCAGUUCUGCUUGCUCCCAGGCCCCCGCCCGCUCAGACUUACUGCCUGACCUUGGAAUCAUCCCUGUCUCAGGGCCUCAGCGACCUCCUUCUACAGAGUGGCAGGGACAGGGAGAGCUAUACGGACCUGCAGCCCUGAGUGCAGACACAGCACAGGUCCAGAAAACGUGGUCUAGACCAGGGCUGCUCCUUCCACUCGCCAGGGGCAUGGCUAUCGCCACACGCCUCUGUGUACAUGUGUGCAGAGCAGGCAGGCUACAAAGCAGAGAUGGACAGACAGCCAGGCAGUUGGAACUUUCUCUUCCCUGUGGAGGGUGUUCCCAAGACAGGGCCUGCUGUUGCAGAAUGAAGCCGUUUAGAGGGUGAAGGAGAAAUACCCAUGUUACUUCUCUGAGUUUGAGUUGGUCUUUCCAUCUGUCACUGCAUUAUCUUGCUCAUCCUUUCAGUUCUCUACCCCCUCGUCAGUGUAGACACAGGUCACCAUUAUGCUGGUAUAUGUCUAUCAAAGAGCACUUGGGCUCGCUGAAGGCCAAAGCCUGAGGACAGAAUGACCCUGAUGCAGGUCAGCCCAUGGAGGCUGGGCAUGGCCCUCCUGGGGCUCAGGGUUUUUUUUUUUUUUCCAAGCCCUCAGCUGGUCCUGAGCGGAUGGAGCAAGUCCUGCUCUUGUUCACGAGCUCCUGGUUGGAGGCAUUUGAGCAGCUGAGUAACCUGCACAGUUUUGCUGCGUGACCCCUGGCCACAGCCUUCCUUCCGCAUUGACCUGGAGGGGAGAGGUCAGCCUUGACCUGAUGAGGCAGCUACAGCUGCAGCCCAAGGACAGUUCGGAGAUAAGAAUCAGCUCUGAAGGCUGAGUUCUUCCACUCAUCUAUCUACAUAAGUCCAUUCAAUUCCACCAGGGCCAGAGCAGCUCCACCACUGUGCACUUAGCCAUGAUGGCCACAGAAACAAAGAGACACAAUUACGCAGAUAUUUCGAAGCCGAGGGACAACCAGGAGGCCCUUAGCUGUCACCAGCACAUCACAUCCGCACACUCUUCUCUGUUCCCUAGCAGGAACUUCUAGCCCAUUUAACAGAUAAAGAAACUGAGGCCCUCCGUUUCAGCUAGAUAAUGAUUUAGCCAGCCCUAGCAACCAAGGCCCUGGCUGUGGCUACUUCCUGGACCACGAGGCUCAUUCCUCUCAUUUCCAGCUUCUCAGUUUCUGCCUGGGCAAUGGCCAGGGGCCAGGAGUGGGGAGGGUGGUGAUGGAGGAGAGGGGCACACCCACCCCCAGCCUGGUUCUACGCUGCUGCGCACCAGGGCCCUGCGUCUGCCUGCUCUGCAUAAUUGUCUCUUUGGAGCUGGAAUUUCAUUAUAUGUUAAUAAAGGAAAAUGACUUGUAAGGUC
This is a messenger RNA of Sapajus apella (tufted capuchin), 3036 nucleotides long. It is a transcript of the gene AQP1, whose product is annotated as aquaporin 1 (Colton blood group). Bases 348 to 1157 code for a protein of 269 amino acids. NCBI's taxonomy places the organism in Eukaryota, Metazoa, Chordata, Mammalia, Primates, Cebidae. Gene Ontology annotation, biological process: carbon dioxide transmembrane transport; hyperosmotic response; renal water transport. The record is from RefSeq and is a predicted model, not a curated record. Gene Ontology annotation, cellular component: membrane. Gene Ontology annotation, molecular function: ammonium channel activity; carbon dioxide transmembrane transporter activity; glycerol transmembrane transporter activity. The transcript has 4 exons.